AUGAUUGAUAGUCGUCCGCCUAGAACUUAUAUGCAUUUACAUAUGAAAUUAAAAAAGUUACAGUUGGAGGAAGAACGACUGGCAACCGUAGAACGUGAUAAUCGAAUACUAUUAGAAAAAAUGUCGACAAUCAUGCGUACGACUGGUCGAGUAGAAAAUAGAAAUGAUUACGAUUCCAAAAGUCUAAAUCAUGAAAAACGGCGGCGAGAAUUAUUGCGUGUUUCAAAAGAAAAUUCGACUAUGAUUAAACGUAUCAGAAAUCGAAAAGCAGACACAAAUCGCGAAAAAUGGGAGCGUAAUUGGUCACAAAAUAUGAAUUAUGCUAAUAAUAUAUCAAAAUACGAUGCAGAUUGGUAUGAACGUCCAAAGCCAAACUCUAGUCAAUCAGCAACCGCUCGACAAGAUUCAUCAAGACAUAACGAAAAAGGAUCUCAGGUCAUUGAUGAAAAACCAAAAUCUGCGAAGAAAGAAGAACAACAAGAAUAA
This is a messenger RNA of Didymodactylos carnosus, 486 nucleotides long. NCBI's taxonomy places the organism in Eukaryota, Metazoa, Rotifera, Eurotatoria, Philodinida, Philodinidae. The record is from the annotation of a GenBank genome assembly.